Plenodomus lingam JN3 is the source of this 225-nucleotide messenger RNA. RefSeq lists its product as uncharacterized. Lineage: Eukaryota; Fungi; Ascomycota; Dothideomycetes; Pleosporales; Leptosphaeriaceae. The record is from RefSeq and is a predicted model, not a curated record.
AUGCCGCGCAACGGAGACGGAUCAUCAGACAAUGGGCCCCUUGAGGCUGGCAACGUGAUUCAUGGGAACGAGGGGGAUGCAACACUACAGCAUACGAAGAACAAUGUUGCGCCUAUGCCGGAGGUUGAGAAGGGUGAAGCGCUGGAAGGACACAAUGCAUCUGGUGGUGGUUCUUUGCCCAAGAAUACAGAGGAGACGGGGAGGAUUGCGGGUGGGGCGAAAUAA